Asterias rubens (European starfish) is the source of this 3366-nucleotide messenger RNA. RefSeq names its product eukaryotic translation initiation factor 4E-like. The record is from RefSeq and is a predicted model, not a curated record. Gene Ontology annotation, molecular function: translation initiation factor activity; RNA 7-methylguanosine cap binding. The transcript has 7 exons. NCBI's taxonomy places the organism in Eukaryota, Metazoa, Echinodermata, Asteroidea, Forcipulatida, Asteriidae. Gene Ontology annotation, cellular component: cytoplasm; eukaryotic translation initiation factor 4F complex. Gene Ontology annotation, biological process: translational initiation. Bases 208 to 858 code for a protein of 216 amino acids.
ACAGACACGUAAUACAAGCAAGCACCCCCAAAUAUUUUAAAGAAUAGACCUCAUUCGAGCGUAUGACUAAAGAUAAACCCAACUCUUUUUACUCGUGUUUAGUCAUCGCCUGAAACCGCUCUGUGAGUAAAACAAAUCAUAGUUUUUUUUAGAAAGCAUUUUGCCGGUACCACGUGACUAAACGCCAUAUUGGAUUUUACAGCGAACAUGGCCUCCGCAGUGGCGAUAUCUCAUGAGGAAACCCCUCACGACAAGAAGACAAUUAAAACAGAAGAGACAGAGUCUGCCCUUCUGACACCCGAACAAGAGAUCAAACAUCCUCUACAGAACAAGUGGGCUCUUUGGUUCUUCAAGAACGAUAAAACAAAGUCUUGGGCCGAUAAUCUUAGGGUUAUCACUGCCUUUGAUACCGUUGAGGACUUUUGGGCGUUAUUCAACCAUAUCCAGUCUGCCAGCAAACUCCAAUCAGGAUGUGACUACUCGCUGUUCAAGGAAGGAAUCAAACCCAUGUGGGAGGAUGACAAGAACAGAAAAGGAGGACGUUGGUUGCUCAAUCUAGGACGGGUUAAGCCACAAGAUGUCGAUCGAUAUUGGUUAGAAUCGUUGUUGUUUCUUAUCGGAGAGUCUUGUGAUGAUGAAGGAGAGUUGGUCAACGGUGGGGUCAUCAAUGUCCGAGGCAAGGGCAACAAAAUCUCUGUCUGGACAGGCAACCACAAACAGGAAGAUGGAAUUAUGAAAAUUGGGAAAGGAUUCAAGGAAAGACUCAGUCUUCCAGCAAAGACAUUAAUAUCAUACGAGGCACACGCAGACACAAUGUCCAAGACGGGUUCAAUGGCAAAGAGUCGCUUCGUGGUAUGAUAGUCAGCUUUGGUCAUAGUAUGUACAGCUUUAUUGAUUUGUGUAGAGAUCCUGUUUAAAGGGGUCUGUACAGUGGGUAAUAACACGACUCAGAGGUGCUCUGAAUUAAAGGGGAAAAAGGGACAAGAUUAUUGGUCCCUUAGUAGAAGGGGAAGGGGGCUAGGGGGGGACAGAUGUCAUGCCAUUAAAUGGCUCAAUACUUGUAUUUAACUAAUUCAUGUUAAUUAAAGUUAUAGAGUCUAGUACAGAAGGAAAGAAACUGACAGUCUCGUUGAACUAGUGCCGUUAUUAUUAUUUUUUUUCAAGUGAGUAUUUUCAGAAGUAUUUCUUAAUGUUCUAGAAUCAGAUCGACUGUGAGAUUUCCGUUUUUAUUUGUAUCUGUUUUAUCGUCUGCGUUGGUGGACAAAAAGCUAAGACGUCGAGCGACACUUUUUUGAGUAUUUUUGUUUUUGAGGGUGUAAAGUAUUGUUCAGGUUGAUCGGUACCGUCUGAAAAACUGAAAAUGUUUGGAGGGAAUUUUUGAAGUUUUAUUUUAUCGUUUUGAGUAUGGAUAAAUUACAUGAGAACAGUCAUAAUGGCGCUGAUUAAUAAGAAAAGGAAAAACACUAGAUUAUUAAAUCUAUUGUGUGAUUUAUUGUAAAUAGAUAAAUAUGCUGUAUUUACAUUGAAAACACUUGUUAUUUGCAUGUAAGAAUUGCAAGUAGUUAAAAUAGAACACGUAAUUUGUCAAUGAGUAAAGUGAAGUUUCGUCUGUGUCAUUUUUUUGAGGAGAUAAUUUCGUUGUCGCUUAAAUUGUUUAGAAGAUCUAUGAUCGAAAAGGCAUUUAGAAAAUGUGUUGGAUGUUGAUUUGUGUAUACUUCUGAGAGCUAUUUUUGGCACACUUAAUAUCAGACAAAUUCAAUCUAGAACUCUAAAACUUCCUUAAAAAAUUCAGCAAAUGCAUAAAAUAACUAAAUUAUUGCUGGUUGAGUCAAAGCUAAAGUCUGCUAUAGUCAAAACAUCAGGUCAUUGACAAUUUUUUGUUGUCUUGACCAUUCUCAUAAAUUUAGCCAUUGAUACAAGACAAAAACAUCAAAUCAAGAACUAACUGCUUAUUGCAUUUCACUGACCUCGAUCCUCUUUUCAAGUGAUUUAAAAUAUUUUACCGGAACAUUAUUUAGAGGCACUCUAUACACAGACUUUUCUCGUUUGGAAAUUAUUAAUGCUGGUACCAGGUUUAUAGUUUAUAGGCUGUCUUAAUUAAUCUGUAUGAUUAACAUUAAUAACAAUUUAGAAACAAUUCUUUUCUGUACGGUCAUCAGGAUAAGCCAAGUAAUGAAAGCUUUUUAAAAUGAUUUUUUGCUCAAAUAUUUGCAGUAAACAUGGAAAAAAUGUCCAGAAAGAGAACACGAAUCAGAAAUUUAGUUUCUUUUUAGAAAUGUAGAUACUAUGCUAACAAGGAAAACAGUGGAAACAAGUAAAGACCUGUGGCGGCCUUUUGCAGCCAAUAUGGGUUGUGGCCAUUAUGGAUUAAAAUCAAGACUUGUAAUGAGGAGGACAACUUAAUUUUGCCUGGCUAGAAUUAUUGGGAAUUUAUCUGGGCAAGAAUGUGCUUUUGAGAAGUGUAUUUGUUUUCAUACGAUUGACAACAUUGUUUAAUAUUUGUUUUUGAAAUGUUUUAAACUUGAAGAUAUAAAAAGAAAGUUGCGUAAAACUGCUAGAAAAAAAACUCAACCCAAAACUUGUAACUUGUUUGGAUUGUAACAUGUAGUUGUGUUCGUAAGUUAACGGUCAUUUUGUAAAUCAGUUAAAUUUCGUUUCUAUUAUUUUAUGCUGUUUUAGAUCCUUUUUUUUUUCUUCACUUGUCAUUUUCAAAACAUCUUUCAUUGAUUGAGUUUCAAACAAGUAACAAAAAUGUGCUAAAUUGUAAUGAGAAUUUGUGUACCUUAUAUUUCUGCCAUUAUUGGAUUUCAUGAAGGUGUGAUAGUAUUUGCUUAGCAUGGUUCACAAUAAUUACUUAGCAGAAACCGCUAACCAGCCAAAAUGCCAUGUACAUGUAUACUCUUUGUGACUUGUACCCUGUAUUUUUCCUGCUCAGCAAAUAAGUAAAAUAUUUCCUACUUAGCAACUCUUUGGAAUUGGUGUGUAGCUUAACUUUUGAAUGGGAAAUGAUUGUAUAUAAACAUGUAAUUUAAAUUUUGUUGUUUUUGCCUUUUCACAUCUUUAAAUAAUUAGGUAACUUUUUGUUUUUUUUCUGACAGAUAAAAAAAGUGUACAAAUUAGGACAAGAUUUCUUGGCUCUGCUUACCAUAAAGUUUUGCACUCACUAUCACUAUUCUCCGUUCAUGGAAAGUGAAUGAUUGGCAAGCAGAGCCGUGACCUUUGACCCGUGACAUUGUAAGUGGAAAUUGUAUAUCUGUAUACAGCAUGUUCAUUGCAACUUAACCACAGAGAACUCAAUUGAGAUACAUUUUAUAUUAAUUAUUGCAUUCUAAUAAAGAGGCAGUAUCAUUUUCAUGAUAAAUUUGA